Notothenia coriiceps (black rockcod) is the source of this 559-nucleotide messenger RNA. Its product is annotated as sodium- and chloride-dependent GABA transporter 2-like. Gene Ontology annotation, cellular component: plasma membrane; cell projection. The record is from RefSeq and is a predicted model, not a curated record. Gene Ontology annotation, biological process: sodium ion transmembrane transport; nitrogen compound transport; amino acid transport. The transcript has 3 exons. Lineage: Eukaryota; Metazoa; Chordata; Actinopteri; Perciformes; Nototheniidae. Gene Ontology annotation, molecular function: gamma-aminobutyric acid:sodium:chloride symporter activity. Bases 171 to 521 code for a protein of 116 amino acids.
GUGAGAGGGUACAGCCCAGGACACGCCCUUUUUCAGAAGAAAGCUUUUUCUCAAUGUUCUGUGUCAGGUUGUAUUGAAGCGCUUGCUGCAGCUCACUGAGCUGGAGAGAACCUCACAGACAUGGUUGCAUUUCACUUGUGUUUAUUAUGCAUACAAUAGACUGAGAGACCAUGUCUGAGAAAAUUGCCAGAGGGGCCCCUGCUCCAGUGUCGGGGCCAGAAAAAGGCGCUCAUGUGGAAGAGGGUAAGCCCAGGGAGAAAUGGGCCAACAAGACGGAGUUUCUGCUCUCCAUGGCUGGAGAAAUCAUUGGCCUCGGGAAUGUUUGGCGUUUCCCCUAUUUGUGCUUCAAAAAUGGAGGAGGCGUCUUCUUCAUCCCUUACUUUGUGUUCCUCUUCUUCUGUGGCAUCCCUUUGUUUUUCCUGGAGACUGCUUUGGGCCAGUACACCAGUGAGAGUGGGUUGACCGCCUGGAGGAAGAUAAGCCCCAUGUUCCAGGGUAAACACAAGACAAACCUUGUAUAAAAUGCAUGUUUUCCAUGUAAUACUUUCAAUGUUUCUUA